Molecule: messenger RNA, 1763 nt
Organism: Amoebophrya sp. A25
Lineage: Eukaryota; Dinophyceae; Syndiniales; Amoebophryaceae
Source: the annotation of a GenBank genome assembly
AGCUAUAUUAGGACUAUUUUAUAAAUAGGAUUUUUGAGGACUAUUUGUUGUAUAACUGAUGUAAUUUCGAUUCUACUUAUGGUUCGUGAGAGACUGCUGACUGCAUCAAUCAGUACCCCCCUUUAUGCUACUUUGAACAUCGAUAAGUUGAUGGACUACGUCGAAUAUGGUCUUUCUGAGCAUUCCCUCUACUUCCGAGUAGGGGAGUAGGGCGAGUGCUCUCCGGCAAGAGAAAGUGGAUCUCAUUAUUCCGCACCUCUUUCUUAAGGCUUUUUUUUGAUUUCACCAAGGAAGAAUACAUUCACAUCUUGAAGAACAGCAUCCUUGAAAAAGAAGACAGGUGUAAGCGAUCAAUCUAAUUAUAAACUCACUUCAGGGGAGAUGAUUUUAUUAGAUUGAACGCUUAGGCUUACAACAGGGAUGCUUACAAGGACAGGUGCCGGAGCUGCUCUAAGGUGUUGGGCGGCAUCGAGACCGCGUCGGACUCUGCGCUCUUAAACCGGGAAGGCGUCGCUGCCAUAGUCUGCUGUUGCCCUUACACUUAUGUCUCCUGGCUAGUUCUUUGAGUUUUUUUGCGAACAUGACCACGAGAAUUCAGGAAUAUAGAUAAGUAUACAAUACCAGAAAUGGCAGUAAGUAGAUGGUGCUCACUCAGGAGAGUGAUUAAAGGUGAGAAGGCGGACUACAUCAUAGAUAUGAUCUUACUGUGCCGUGACUAUCUUCAAGCUGCACCUCCAAGAAACGGAGUUCCUUGUCUCAGAAGAGCGGGAGGAGAUUCAGUAUUUCCGCGUCGACGUCGAGGACCAAAGCCGAGAGCCUAUCAAUUUGUAUUGAAGAUGCUAGUACCUUCACCUUAUACCUUGCUAGUAUUCACCUUUGUAUUGAAGAUGCUGUAUUACUUAUACCUUGCUAGUACCUUCACCUUGUCUGCUAGAGUUAGACUUCAUGGAAUGGAAUAUGAUGACAGGUGAUUUGCUAGGUCGCAUCGAAGACGUAUGGCAUGACACGAAAUGCAACUUUUUAUUUCUUUCCCAACCUACAGUCAUCUCCAGGUACUUCGGUGAAGCUCAGGACUUCAUACACAGUUUUAUUCAACGCGAGCUUUCGGUUUUCGUCCACUGUCGGGCUGGAGUAAGCCGGUCUGCUACGAUUGUGAUCAUUAUGUUUUUUGACUAUCUAAGGUUCACAAGCUCAGAAAGGCCUCGUCCCCUGCUGAUCCAUCUCCAGAGAGAGCAUGUUGUUCUUGAAGCUGUCCUCCGAGAAUACAGGGAAAGAAAAAAGGAGCAUCAAGGUGCAUAUUCAUAUCAAGAUGGAUCAUACGAUAAGGGUGAGCUGCUCUAAGAACAGUUAUUUGAUGAACUUUCACAAUUAUACGUUGCAUGACGCUUUUUUCCUGGUGAGAUCUCGCAGACCUAUUAUUACACCAAAUCUCGGAUUUAUGGAGCAGCUAGUAUUGUACGAAGAAGAAAAUUUUCGCGAACCGACAGUCGAUCUAUGGAAAUAUUCUGAGUGGUAAGUAAGUAGUAUUUCUUUUUGGGAAGCACGUCGGAUUUUUAUUGGUGGAUUUUUGGCAUUCCAUUUCUGCCCUGCAUGUAUAAUAGUCUCAAUACUGUGAAAAUGAUGAAUUCAAAUCAAUAAUCAACAAUUUUGAUUGCACAAAGGAAAUUUCGACCAGUUUCUGAUUGUGUUUAUUUUCUGCUACUCUUAGGUACUCCUCGUCGGACGAUCGGACUGGUGUACCUGAUCUGGCGCCUGAGUAUUAA